AUGAAGAAACCCGAGUUCCAGUAUGCACAGCUCCCUCAAUUUACAUAUCAAUCGUUCGAGCGUCGGUAUCAGACCUUUGAUCGGAACAACUUGACAUUCUCUUGCUAUCCUGUCGUUGCAACAACCAAUGGUCUGACGGAGGAUAAACCCCAGGACACCAAGGAGCCCAGUGCUGCCGAACCAGAGAAGGAACCAGCCCCUGCUGAAACCAAGGCCGAUGAGCCUGAGAACCCUCCAGACAACAGCUCUGCAAGCCCAGAGGUUGCAGGUAAGUGUGAAUAA
Molecule: messenger RNA, 282 nt
Organism: Penicillium macrosclerotiorum
Lineage: Eukaryota; Fungi; Ascomycota; Eurotiomycetes; Eurotiales; Aspergillaceae
Exons: 1
Coding region: 1-282 (93 amino acids)
Source: RefSeq, a predicted model, not a curated record